This is a messenger RNA of Adelges cooleyi (spruce gall adelgid), 2842 nucleotides long. RefSeq lists its product as uncharacterized. Bases 199 to 1581 code for a protein of 460 amino acids. Lineage: Eukaryota; Metazoa; Arthropoda; Insecta; Hemiptera; Adelgidae. The record is from RefSeq and is a predicted model, not a curated record. The transcript has 6 exons.
CUCGUUCUAAAAACACACACACACACACAGUCGUGCAGUACCGUCUCUUCAUCUCCAAUACUUAUACACAGUUAUUAUAAUUAUUAUUGAUGUACAAAAUGAAUAAAAGAAAUCGCGUUGUGCCCUCGUCGAAAAUUUCGUGACGUCCCGUCUGUUGACAAAUAUUAUAAAAAAAAAAAAAUCAUCCCGGCUGUCACGAUGAACAUUUUGUUCAGGAAGAAUUUCCAGACCGAAGGCACGUCCAAGGAGAGGAGCUACACCAGCAGCCUGGGCAGGAGGACGACUAGCGGAAAUACGGGUGCGCUGGGGACCGUGCGAAGGACCAGAGAAUCCAGGUUAGCAGCAGCUGUUUGCCGUUAUUGUAACGACCAUAAUAUAAUGAUAUUGUUAUGUUCGGCGAUGGUUGACGAUCACACUUGCCCAUUCAGGACACAUAUACUUCUGGGCCAUGCCAACUUCCCGCAGGAGUUCGAAGACUUCGUCGGACCACCACUAAUGGCAGCCCCCAAACAGACUUCAGCGGUUCCUUUGAUUAGAUGGAUUAGAAGAAAACAAUCGACCGGCAAAGCAGAUUCCAUUACGCACACACCACAAUUCUCCAAUGGUACCGGGACCUGUACAAACACCGCCGGUCCGACGAAUACUAUAGUCGAUAAGGGUUGCAGAGGUCGCCACGGUUCAUAUUCAACGCCAAAUAUUCCGAAUGGCAUGAGCCCACAUAUGGCGUUGCAAGUCAGAAAGGUUGACUCUGCAAGUAUAGCAAAUUUAGAUAAAGACUGUUUUAUCAUACCGAUCGCCUACUUGGAUAGGUUUCUUCCCGACGGUGUGAACCUUCCGACCACUCCGGGUAUAAACAAACCCAACGCUCUGAACAUGGUCGAAGUGGAUGACCCAAAGACCUGUCUGAUGUUCCACAUGAUGACUACGCUGGAACCUAUUGACCCUAUUUUGGAAUCUCCGUUAUCCGACCCGAUGGCCAGACAAACGGCUGCUGCUUGUUCGCUACUUACUGAAAUUGCAGGCACCAAAGUGGCUUCGGAGGGCAUGUUGUUGGCAAAUUUAGAAAAAGACGCCAUGUUCCCGUUCAUUACCUACUACGUUUUGAAUAAGUCGUCGGUGUCCAAUCCACGGGAAGUGGCUGUCAACGUGAGGAAUACCACAUUGAAGAAGUUCGAUCCUCGAGCCAUAAAGCACACUACAGACCACACGUUUGAUCUUUUUACCGAAGUGGCUAACAUUGUUUGCCCACCAAUUAGCCAGACCAAGAGACCAAGAGGUCCACACACGGCUUACAUAAUUUCAGUUUACAAAGUAUUCGACGGUGACGACAGUGAGAAAUUCGAAAAACACUGGCUCUAUUGGACGGGUGCACGCAUGAUCUACAAUUAUUUACCGAAAUCAGCUGGUCUCAGAAGAAUAACAUUGCAUAAAUCACAAUCGAACGGCGACAAACAGUAUGUGUUGAUGUGUGAAUGUGCCAAUUUAUUGCAGAACUUUACAUCGGUCGCCAAACUACUGCCAGCUCUCAAAGCUAGAUUGUGCGGUUGUACUGGAGUAUAUCGGUCUAUAUUUAUAAUUUAAAUAUUUCAAUAAUCUCUACAUAUCUCACCGUUUUUGUUCACUCGAUGUCCAAAAACUAUUCCUUGGGCAUAAAUUAUGUUUUUAAUGAUAAACCAUAAAACUAUUCGAGUCGUAUUAUACUCGCGUUCCAAAAGAAAAAAAGAUAUAUAAUUAUGGUGAAAAUUAGAGAUAAGAACGUUAAAGGGAACAGAAAUCAAAACAUAAUUUUAUGAUAAUAAAGACAAAUACGCGUAGAUACAUUUACAAUAAAAUUGUUUUAUUAUGAUUCGAAAAGCAGAAUAAAUAUUUCCGAUAUUGGGCCUAAAAGGCCAUUUUUAUUGGUUUUUUUUAAAUUAAAUAUAAACAUUUUUAUAAUACAUAUAGGUACGUAACUAAUUUUUUAGUAAAUAAAAAAAUCGCUAUUUUGUCCCCUAUAGAAAAGUAUUAAUUGUUAAACUUGUGUAAAUCUCGUUACAAAUUCAAUAAACGCCUUACAGAAAGUGACAUCUACGACAAUAAUUUUUUAUUUCGAUUAAACAUUUACUAUAUAAACAAAUACAUUGAAAAGUUAUGUAAAUCGUAUAAAUCAGCAGCAAUUUACUCUAUUCUUAUACCCUUAUUGGCAUACUUAAAAUGCUUCCUAAAACAGUUUAUAUCAAAAACUGAUUUUAUUUUACUUCUAUAAUAUGAUUUUCUGUUCCUUUUAAGGAUCUUAUUGAGAAAUAUACUAGCAAGUAAUAACUUUAACACAUAUAUUAUACAUCGAGGUAAAACAAUUUAUGCUAUUAUAUAAAGUGAUAAUCAUUUUCUGGUAUUACACGAAGAGAUGUACCAACGUAAAUUAAUACUGUUUAGUGGGAGAAGGGGAAAGGAUUUAAACUAUUAUAAACGUCGGGUUUCUAUAAGACUUUGGUAAAUUUAAUGGUUCAUUAAUAAUAGUUAAUGAACCAAUCAAUCACGAGUUCCUAUCUAUUUGAUGGAUAAAGCACUACCUACUAAAUGUUUUAAAGAUCCGUUACAUUUUUAAUGGAUUUUCAUGGUACCCGAUAUAGUAGUUAUUAUUAUUAUUAAUUAUAUUUGGAAAUUCAGGAACAAGAAUUAUUUAUACCACGUAGAAGAACUCUUAUUUAAAAACGUCAAUAAAAAAAAAUAUAAUUUUGAAUGUACUAUUGUUUAAAUUGUAUAGUUUUUAAAAAUAAAGUUUUGAAUCAAUAUGGAUACAAAUUUGUUGAGAUGUUGAUUUUAACUUGAAAAUGUCGGAAGUUUUUUAAAGUCUUAGAUC